GCCGUCCAAACCGACGCAUCUUCCAGGCCUGUCCCUCCUCCUCCUCCUCCUCCUCCUCCCCCCCCAUCUCUCUUUCUCUCUGUCGGUCUCUCUCUUUCUCCUCCUUUCCUGUCUGACACCAGUCCACCUGAAGGGGAAGUGCACCAAAACCCGCUAAGGAAAUCCGACGCGUCCGCCGGGGUCCGUCCGCCCGUCCGCGACAUGCUGCGGUAAAAAAAAAAAAAAAAAAAGGGCCGCCAUCAGGGGAUGUAGAGACGGGGACCGAGGCACCGCGCCGCGCCGUGUCCGCUCUGCCCAGCCCGCUGCAUCGCUGAGCGGCCUGCGAGCCUCACAAGAUGUCGACCAGAACGCCAUUGCCCACAGUGAACGAGCGUGACACCGAGAAUCACUCGUCGGUGGAUGGCUUUGUCGAGCCCCCAGCUCCCCCAACAAAGUCUGCGAGUCGUCACAGCCUGCCACGAUGUCGCAACUCUUUCACCUCCACAGACGAGCAGCCUCAUAUCGGCAACUACCGCCUCCUUAAGACCAUUGGAAAGGGGAACUUUGCCAAAGUGAAGCUAGCGAGGCACAUCCUGACUGGAAGAGAGGUAGCGGUGAAGAUUAUAGACAAAACCCAGCUGAAUCCGACCAGUCUACAGAAGCUUUUCAGGGAAGUUAGAAUAAUGAAGCUACUGAAUCAUCCUAAUAUAGUAAAAUUGUUUGAGGUGAUCGAAACUGAUAAGACACUUUAUUUGGUGAUGGAGUAUGCCAGUGGAGGAGAAGUAUUUGACUACCUUGUGGCUCACGGCAGGAUGAAGGAGAAGGAGGCCAGGGCCAAGUUCAGGCAGAUCGUGUCUGCAGUGCAGUACUGCCAUCAGAGGAGGAUAGUUCACAGAGAUUUAAAGGCUGAGAACUUGUUGCUGGACGCAGACAUGAACAUCAAGAUAGCCGACUUUGGCUUCAGCAACGAGUUCACCGUGGGCAGUAAACUGGACACGUUCUGUGGCUCCCCGCCGUACGCAGCUCCUGAACUCUUUCAGGGUAAAAAGUACGACGGUCCUGAGGUGGACGUGUGGAGUCUUGGCGUUAUCCUCUACACACUGGUCAGCGGGUCGUUGCCUUUUGACGGACAGAACCUAAAGGAACUUCGGGAGCGGGUUCUGCGGGGAAAGUACCGCAUUCCUUUUUACAUGUCCACAGACUGUGAAAACCUGCUGAAGAAGCUUCUGGUGCUCAACCCCGUCAAACGAGGCAGUUUAGAGCAAAUCAUGAAAGACCACUGGAUGAAUGUGGGUCACGACGACGAGGAGCUCAAACCCUACAUCGAACCCGAGUCUGAUUUCAACGACUCGUCCAGAAUAGAGCUCAUGGUGACCAUGGGUUUCCCUAAAGAAGAGAUCACCGACUCGCUACAAAACCAGAAGUACGAUGACGUCAUGGCCACGUACCUGCUGCUAGGCCGGAAAGCUCCAGAGUUCGAGGGCAGCGAGCCUCUGACCAACAGCGUCCUGGGCCAGCGUCAGCGGCCGACCAGCGACAUCAACAACAGCUCCAGCAUUUCCCCUGCCCAUCCCAAGGUCACACGCAGCAUCUCGGCCAAUCAGAAGCAGCGCCGCUACAGUGAUCAUGGUGGGGAUGAUGAUGGUGGUGGUGGUGGUGGUGUCGUAGAGAAGCCAAUGGGUCCGUCGGUGCCACCAGCAGUGUCGUACUCGAAGCGCAACCAGGCCCUGAGCGUGGAAAGUGACCACAGAGAGGAGUGGGACGGGGCGCGCCGGCUCGAGCUCAGCACCUCCAAAGGAGACGUCCCUGCUUCGCCGCUGGGAGUGCAGGAGAGGAAGAAAGCCUCAAGUGCUGUGGGGACCAAUGGCUCAAUGACUCGCAGGAACACGUACGUGUGCGAACGAUCCUCCACCGACCGCUAUUCGGCGAUUCCAAACGGCAAAGACAGCAGUUUAACGGAGGUGUCAGGAAGCACGCCCUCCACCGCGCUGAGCGCCACACGACCUCGUCACACGAAGUCCAUGUCGGCGUCGGGGCAUCCUUCAAAAAGCACACUGCCCCCCAUUGAUGACAACACGGAGCUGAAAGCUAGCUCCUCGCCACGCGAUCCGUCCACCUCCCCAUCUGUGCACAGUAUUAGCACCCCCGAGAAGAACCGUUUCCCCCGCGGCACAACAAGCCGCAGCACCUUUCACGGAGCUCAGCUCAGAGACCGCCGCAGCGCCACCUACAACGGCCCCCCGGCCUCGCCCACGCUGUCCCACGACACGGGGGCGCUGGCGCAGCAACGCAGGGGCACGUCCACGGGAAUCAUCAGCAAGAUCACCUCAAAGUUUGUUCGCAGAACUAUGUCUUUCAGGUCAACCCGGAGGGUGCCUAGUGAGGGCGAGGCCAGCGCCAGGACUGAAACGCCAAGGAGUGCGUCAGGCGACACCAAGGAGGACGCCGGUCGGGACUCCAAGCCCCGCUCACUGCGUUUCACCUGGAGCAUGAAGACCACCUCCUCCAUGGACCCCGCCGACAUGAUGCGAGAGAUCCGCAAGGUCCUGGACGCCAACAGCUGCGACUACGAGCAGCGCGAGCGCUUCCUGCUGUUCUGCGUCCAUGGCGACGCGCGGCAGGACAAUCUGGUCCAGUGGGAGAUGGAGGUGUGCAAGCUGCCCCGCCUUUCGCUCAACGGCGUGCGCUUCAAGAGGAUAUCGGGCACGUCCAUCGCCUUUAAGAACAUCGCCUGCAAGAUUGCCAACGAGCUCAAACUGUGACGGCAGAUGGAACACCGCCCGGGCCUUUGGGUGAGCUCUGGUUAGGCUCUAGCCCCAUCACUGGAUUAGUGUUGACUCACACAGGACAAAAAUCAGCACGGAAUUGCCGCCGCCACUACCCCACCGCGCAGAAUCAAGGUGGAUCCGGCUGGUUAGCGUGCAGCACUGGCCCGCGAAUGUACUGUACAGGGUAGGGAGACUCACUAAGAUAGCAAAAACCAACUAACCCCUAGCCUUUUUUCCCCCUCUCUCUCUCUCUCUUUCUCUCUCUCUCUCGCUCUCUCUCUCCUCGGCGCCGUUUCCCCCGUCAGCCUGCUGCUCCAUGUCGAAGGACGCAGUCAUGUAACACAUGCAGUAUGCAACCGAAGAUGACCAUCCGGCAAUAAGUUUUCAGUCCGUUUUUUCUAAAUACUUUCUGAGAUCUGCUGUCCUCGCUGAAUAACCAUUGAAAUUACUGUAAGCUAACGUAACCGCUUUCCAACCUAUGUUAAGGCAGUAUAUAGAUCAGGCUGGAGCUCAUACUAAAAUUAUGUAAAAAGAGAAUUGUACUGUAUGCAUAACAUCUGCAGGUACUGUACUGUAUAUUGAUUUUUAGUUCUGUACAGAAUUUUAUUGUUAAUAUUUUUUUUUUUUUCAUGGGAUUGAGUUCUUUCCUUCUACGGUUCAUGCCUCUUAGAGCAUUCCUCUUUGUCUGAAAUUGUUUUUAUCCUUUUUUUUUUCCUUGUUUUGUAAGAACCACCAUUUGAAAAAGUGUUUUUUUUCCCCCCAGUUUUAUUUAAAGAGGACUAAAUUAUUUUGUGGAUAAUGAAGGGAUGCGACGUUCCCUUGCCUUUUUAUGUUAUGUUUGCCUAUGGAGAAAGAAAAAAAAAAAACAAAACAAAAAAGAACUAACACUAAGUUGCACCACACAGACUUGAGUUGGAAGUUCAGUUCAGGCUGAAGACGUGUUCACUUUAUUUUUCUCCCUGCAGGGGGAGCCCUGCUGCGGUUGCACAAGUAUUCCAGGGUGAUGUGUAUGAACAUGAGAGUGCACACCGGUUGUUUCUUUCACGUUGGUUGGGUAGUCUCCAGCUACGAAGACGCGUGGUUUAAACUGGUUUGCUUUAGGACGCGUCAGACGUCUCCAUCCAAAAGGAUCGGCGACGCUCGAGGAGCCCCAUGACUGAAACUUUGCUGCGGAGCCUUUCUAAAGAGCCAGAUUUAUACUCACUGCAAAAAGUGUGAUUGUGCAGGUACUUGUGUAUCUCUCAACAUUUCUUUUUUUUUUUUUUUCUUUUUAAAUUCAGUUGUAUUUAUUCCAUUACGUUGUAAUGUGCUGCUUUGUAGAUUUGAGGCGUGCACUUUGUCGGAGAAGAUUAAAAGAAUUUUAUUUGUUUGUAUUUA
Fundulus heteroclitus (mummichog) is the source of this 4124-nucleotide messenger RNA. It is a transcript of the gene mark1, whose product is annotated as MAP/microtubule affinity-regulating kinase 1. NCBI's taxonomy places the organism in Eukaryota, Metazoa, Chordata, Actinopteri, Cyprinodontiformes, Fundulidae. The record is from RefSeq and is a predicted model, not a curated record. Gene Ontology annotation, molecular function: ATP binding; protein serine/threonine kinase activity; tau-protein kinase activity. Bases 336 to 2741 code for a protein of 801 amino acids. The transcript has 19 exons. Gene Ontology annotation, biological process: protein phosphorylation; microtubule cytoskeleton organization; intracellular signal transduction. Gene Ontology annotation, cellular component: cytoplasm.